AACCCCAAAUAUUUCAAUAAGAAAGCGGAAGGGGGACUAGAAAGUUGUAGAAGAAUAAGUGGCUCCAGUUUGUAUCUGGCUACCUAGAUUCAGGAUGAAUAGUGAUCAUGUUGCACUGGUUGGCCAAGUGUUUGAGUCCUAUGUUUCGGAACACCAUAAGAGCGAUAUUCUUAUAAUCCUGAAGGAAAGAGAUGAAGAUGCUCAUUACCCAGUUGUGAUUAAUGCCAUGACCCUUUUUGAGACCAACAUGGAAAUUGGGGAAUAUUUCAAUGCAUUCCCCAAUGAAGUACUAACUAUUUUUGAUAGUUCACUGCGAAGAUCAGCCUUGGCAAUUCUCGAGUCCCUUUCUCAGCCUGAGGGUGUCUCCAUGAAGCAGAAUCUUCAUGCUAGGAUAUCAGGUUUGCCUGUUUGUCCUGAGCUGGUAAGGGAGCACAUCCCUAAAACCAAGGAUGUAGGACACUUUUUAUCUGUCACUGGGACAGUGAUUCGAACAAGUCUGGUGAAGAUCCUGGAGUUUGAACGGGAUUACAUGUGUAACAAAUGCAAACAUGUAUUUGUGGUCAAGGCUGACUUUGAGCAGUAUUAUACCUUCUGCCGCCCCUCCUCAUGUCCCAGCUUAGAGAGCUGUGAUUCUUCAAAAUUCACCUGCCUCUCAGACUUGUCUUCAUCUCCAACCAAGUGUAGAGAUUAUCAGGAAAUCAAAAUUCAGGAACAGGUUCAAAGGCUAGCUAUUGGAAGUAUUCCACGAUCUAUGAAAGUUAUCUUAGAAGAUGACUUAGUAGACACCUGCAAAUCUGGCGAUGACCUCACUAUUUAUGGGGUUGUGAUGCAACGGUGGAAGCCCUUUCAGAAGGAUGUGCGCUGUGAAGUCGAGAUAGUCCUGAAGGCCAAUUAUGUGCAAGUGAAUAACGAGCAGCCUGCAGGGGUGGUCAUGGAUGAAGAGGUCCGGAAGGAAUUUCAAGGCUUUUGGGAACGCUAUGAGAGCGACCCCUUUGCAGGAAGGAAUGAAAUAUUGGCCAGCUUAUGCCCUCAAGUUUUUGGGAUGUAUUUAGUAAAGCUUGCUGUGGCCAUGGUACUGGCUGGUGGGAUUCAAAGGACUGAUGCUACAGGAACACGUGUCAGAGGUGAAUCUCAUCUUUUAUUGGUUGGGGAUCCUGGCACAGGGAAAUCUCAAUUCCUCAAAUAUGCAGCAAAGAUUACACCGAGAUCUGUGCUCACCACAGGAAUUGGAUCUACUAGUGCAGGUCUGACGGUAACUGCUGUAAAAGACUCAGGAGAAUGGAAUUUGGAGGCUGGAGCAUUAGUGCUUGCAGAUGCAGGUCUUUGCUGUAUCGAUGAGUUUAAUAGCCUCAAAGAGCAUGAUAGAACCAGUAUCCAUGAAGCCAUGGAGCAACAAACCAUAAGUGUUGCUAAGGCUGGCCUUGUGUGCAAGCUGAACACAAGGACCACCAUCCUGGCAGCAACUAACCCCAAAGGCCAGUACGACCCCCACGAGUCUGUGUCUGUGAACAUCGCCCUUGGCAGCCCACUCUUAAGUCGAUUUGACCUGAUCCUGGUUUUGCUUGAUACCAAGAAUGAAGACUGGGAUCGUAUAAUUUCCUCCUUUAUCUUAGAAAACAAAGGUUACCCAAGCAAAUCAGAGAAGCUCUGGAGCAUGGAAAAGAUGAAAGCCUACUUCAGCCUCAUUAGGAAUCUUCAGCCCACGCUGUCUGACGUGGGCAAUCAGGUUCUUCUCCGGUACUACCAAAUGCAAAGGCAGAGUGAUUCCCGGAACGCUGCCCGGACAACCAUCCGUCUGCUGGAAAGCUUGAUACGAUUAGCAGAAGCUCAUGCUCGCCUAAUGUUUCGUGAGACUGUGACUCUGGAAGACGCAGUUACAGUGGUGUCAGUAAUGGAGUCCUCAAUGCAGGGAGGUGCACUGCUGGGAGGUGUGAACGCACUCCACACUUCCUUUCCUGAAAACCCUCUGGAGCAGUACCGGAGGCAGUGUGAACUUAUUCUGGAGAAACUGGAGCUGCACAGCCUCCUGAGUGAAGAGCUAGGAAGACUUGAAAGGUUACAGAAUCAGAGUGUGUACCAGUCCCAACCAAAGACAGCGGAAGCAGAGUCUACUCCAGAAUCCUUGAGAAAUGAUCCAGGGGAGGAAUCCAAAUUCAGAACAUCAACACAGCGAGAAGUGAACUGUAGCAUACACGCCUCUUCUCCUGGAGGCAGUCCCAGGGGAAGCCCACUUCUCCACCCCCCGCCCCAUCUGGGGCCUAGUAGGUCAACAAGCAGAAAAGGUUCAGCUCAGCACAGAGGCAGCAGAGAUGACAGUUUGGAUUGGUUUGACUCCCUGACAACUCAUCAUAUUGAACCGAAAAACACUGUUUCUGUGUCUCCUGGUCCCAAAACAACUGGGGGGAAAAUGGCUUUGAAAAACUCCAACAACAAGCCUCAGGGUAAGGAAGAGAGUGAGCCAGACCAAAGGAGCAAGUUGGAAACUGGACGGCUUCCAGCACCAGGAGAGACAGAAGCUCCAUUGAGGCCGGAGAGCGUUGAGGGUAAAAGGGAAACAAAUGCAGCGGUAGUUUCCGAAACAGUGGGAACUGCUGGCGAAGCGGACUCGGUGCUGGUUCAUCGUGUCCCCAGGAAACUGCACAGGCUGCGCAGGGAGAGGGCCCAGGGGUUGUGCCGAAACCCCGCCAGGCCGCCUUCAGAGCCCACAGUCCCUUCUCCCCCUCCGUCCAUCCCUGUGCACAGCCCAGAAAGAGCGCUGGGAACUCCCGAAAGGAAGAAGCAGAAAUCCCUCCCUCCGGUGAAAGCGCCCGAGCCUGCAAGUGCUGAGAGCCCAAGUCCCCCUGUGGCCAAGCUAGCAAAAUUUACUUUCAAACGGAAGUCAAAACUGACCCACUCCCCUGGAGACCAGAGCCGUGCGUCUCCUGGCACAGCUGACGUGGCAGUGCAGGAUCCCAAAGCUUCCCAGCACGGAACACGACGGGAGGCAGCGCUGCCUGUGAAGGGUCCAGAGAAGGUGACCUCUGCCUCAGGAAACAGAGACUUGGGUCUGCUGCAGGGGAGGGCAACAGAGGUGUCUCGGCAGCCACCAGAGAAAGGCGGGUCGAGAGGGGAGAGGGCAUGUGCCCCUGGAAAGAGAGUUAUUCAGCCUGAAUUUGAGCUUUGGCGCGAAACUGAGCAUUUGCGUCGUACUUGUGAAAAAGACAAAAAGGAAGAGCUUUCGUGCACUAACAAAAGCGGCAAGCUUCAUGCUUGCACGUUAGCCAAGUUGGCCAACUUCUCCUUUACGUCCACUGAAUCCAAAUCUGCAUCCCUGCCUCCUUCUGAAAGUGAGAACUGGGGUGAGAGAGGCCCAAGCCCUCCUCCCACCACCACAGCUACAGUGCUUGGCAGGAAAAGGAAAACUUUUCAGUUGGAGGGGUCCACUGAGAGGUUCAGUCUUUCUAAAAAAUCUCUCUUUACUUUAUCAGAACUAGAAGAUGAAGCAUUAGAUUUUGAUUGGGAUGAAGAAAUGAGAAAAAAGUCAUAAUCAUGAAAAGCCUGCUGGUCAAAUUUCAUCCCAACUCAACACAGGAUAUCUACGUGGCGCUUGUGUACGUGCAGAACUGUUGGCCAUACUGAGUGCCUUUCUGAAUACCAGGUCCCCAGUCAGGUUUUGUAAUUUCAGGUUUAUCCUCAUGACUCAAAAAGCUGUUUAGUCAGUGUCGGUCAGUGUGAUACCAGCAUUUGAAUCGAAUUAAUUGACACUGUGUGUAAUUUUGCAGAAUGGAGUACUUGCAUUCCUGACAAUGCUUCAGUUUGUUUUGUUUUGUUUUUAAGGGUGGGUCUUCCCAGGAUUCCUCCCUUCACACCCUCAGGAACAAAUGUCAGGACAGUAGCACUCUUAGAGCCAACAGGUUAGGUGAACUCUUCUAUUUUUUCCUUUUUUUUAAUCCCAUGAUGUGCCAAGUGUGGUGAAUAUUAGGAUUUGACAAAAUCAUAUGAUUUUUCUAAUAUAGUUUUUGUGUUUAUUAUGUGUAAGAUUGACAGUGACUAAUACUUUUCUUUCUUUGGGAGUCACCCUCACAAUUCCAUUGUAUUCCUAAAGAUCUGACAGCCGGUCAGAUAGAAGCAUUCUGAAAUACUGCCCUUUUGAGGUUUCCUUUCCUCCUUCAGCCAACAUUGUGUACUUCAAAUUCUUUUUAUCUUUGGGGACCUCCUUUCAGCACAGCUUAAGUCCUGUAGUUGGAAGGAAAGAGUGUGUAGUAGUCUCAGUCAUCUAUCAUGGCAUCUGCCCAAGUAGUUAAUGUGGAAAAGUGAUUCCUCCUGUUAUGACUUAUUUGUCUUUAAACCAAGCAAGUGACUGUAUUUGGUAGUAAUAGACAACUCAAGCUUUGUCUGUCUUGAGUCCUUUAAAGUCCCUCUUCCUUUGGAUUCUAGCAGGGGCUCUCAGGAAUCCAUAAUUAUAGGAUUUAUCUUUUGAAGUGUGACUCUAAAAAAAUAAUAAUAAUAGAUUCUUUCAUUGAAGGACUUUUAGACAUGAAGAAUACUCAAAAUUAUAUGUACUUCGUUUAAUGAUCAUUUCAUUAAAUUUACACAGAAAAAAAUAGGAACCCUAAUUUUUCUUGCGCAUUUAUUUAAACAUUAAUUUAUUUAAAUAACAGACCAAAAUUGAUUAAAUUUUCUGAAAAAAUUUAAGCUAUGAGUACAAAUUUAGUAUGCAUGGGCCUUUUGAAAUCUUUAAACACCUUAAACAGCUGAUAAAAGACAUACAUAAGCAGUGACUUAAAAUGUAUUAUUGCACAUUCUUUUAAACCUAUUCUAAAACAUCAAGAUUAUGGUUUCGAUAAUUUCUUUAUUAUUUCUGUACUUAAUAACUCUCUAGUUAGUAUGAUUCUUAAUGUGAUAUAUUACUAAUCUUUUGAUACUAGUACUUUCCUGGGUUUUAGUAUUUUUACUAGAACUAAGGGAAAAGGAAAGGAUCUGGGUUAUUGACGAGUUGACUCUUGGUCUGACUGUGUAGACUAGGGCAAUUCAAACCUGAGCCAGUGUUGAGCUGACUUGUUUUGUUUUUUGUUUUGUUUUGUUUUGUUUUGUUUAAGGUAAACUUCUAAAUACCUCUCUUGAAUUUUUUUAUCUUUGAAACUUUGUAUCUUUUGCAGUAAUGAUGUAUUAAGCUUUACAUGGCUGAUAGCACUUAACCUCUUGGCUUAUCAUUUAGGGUGUUUAGAUUGUUCUUUUUUGUCAUUUAAGAUGCUUGUACUCCUUAUUGGGAAUCUUGAUUCUAGAACUUUCAUUUCUUAGCAAUGAGGGAUUUAGCUUCUGUAGUUAACUUGUCUCUUAAGGACAUUGAGUAAUUCAUAUUUUAAAAUACAGUGUUGAAUUGCCUCCCUUUCCUAGUUAUUGUAUAUGACCACCAUGUCACCGCCUACCUGGUUAUUAUUUGUACUCACCGUACAUCCUAUUAUUUGUCCUAAUAAAGCCCCCCUGUUGUUUAUUUUAGUAACUUCUGCCGGAAUCAUUUGGCCAAGUUACAAGUUCCAUGUGUUUAUUCUUCAGUGCUUACCCAGAUAAAAAUAACUAUAUAUGUAAAUAUUGUAAACAGACAUGAUUGUUAGAAUAAAAUAUUCAGUGUGAACACUCCCCUACUUAUUAAAAAUUAAACUUGUAUCACCCUGGUUUUGUGCUUGUAUUUGAUACUCAAAGUCUCACAACUUGGUCAGUAGGAAGUCCCUUUAUGCUGAUGCCAGUGUUCUUUUAUGACUGACAUUGCUAACAGCAUCCAUGCUGUCUGAAAACAAGAGCAUGUUCUCGAUCCCGUUUGAUAUUUUUCCCUGCCUUGAAGCACAGAAUCAGCUACCCCUAAGGCGCUGUAUUUCCUUUAGAAUCUAAUGGUGUUAGAGGCCAACUAUGUGAUUUCACAACUAAGACGUUCUCUUACAUGGCAUUUAGUGUGUAGACCAAGGUAGCACAUAGGUGUCUCAGGAGAAAUAUGUACAGUCUCAGAAAUCAGAUUUCUGGUCAGUAAAGUGUAAAAAUAACCUUUAAUUCUGUAUCAGCGUAUCAUAAUAUUUUUAUUUCAGGCCAGUGAACUCCUUGAAAACAUUUUAAUAAUGUAAAAUUAUUUAAGCACAAUGAAAGCUAUACGUAUUUUUUUUGUGUGAGAGAACAAAACCAGAUACUUAAUUUUCUUAUAACUAUAUAAAAGAAUUGAGUUUUCUGAUACAGUAAAAGAUACACUCUU
Messenger RNA from Miniopterus natalensis, 6220 nucleotides. It is a transcript of the gene MCM9, whose product is annotated as minichromosome maintenance 9 homologous recombination repair factor. Gene Ontology annotation, biological process: double-strand break repair via homologous recombination. Lineage: Eukaryota; Metazoa; Chordata; Mammalia; Chiroptera; Miniopteridae. Gene Ontology annotation, molecular function: single-stranded DNA helicase activity; single-stranded DNA binding; ATP hydrolysis activity. Gene Ontology annotation, cellular component: MCM complex; nucleus. The record is from RefSeq and is a predicted model, not a curated record.